ACAAAACCAGUAGGAAAAAAACAUCAAUCAAUUCAAUUCAAUUCAAUUCAAUAAAUAAAUAAAAAUCAAACCCCCGAAAAAACCUUCGAGUGUGUGUAUGUAUAAUACAUCUGAUGUGCUCUCCAGCUAUAUUCUUCUUAAAUCCAAUAAUCAAUCAAUUCAUUACUGGAUCUGUCAUUUCUGGUUCACCAUCCAUCACUUUAAACAUCUUCAAUCAGGUAACAUAAUACAAUAAAUUUAUAUACAGAUAUAGCUAUAUUAGAUAUAUAGAUAUAGAUACAGAUAUGAAGAUACCUUGUUGUACGGUAUGUCAAAAUCGAUACAACGAAGAAGAGAGAUGCCCGUUGUUACUAGAGUGUGGCCAUGGAUUCUGUAAAGAGUGUUUAUUUCGUAUGUUUUCAUCAGCUUCAUCAGAUACAUCACUUUCGUGUCCACGUUGUCGCCACGUGUCUAUAGUCGGUAAUUCGGUUCACGCCUUGCGUAAAAAUUAUGCCGUUUUAGGGCUCAUUUCGUCGGUUUCGGAUGAGGAUGAUGAGGACGAGGAUGACGACGAGGAUGAGGAGGAUAGUUUUGGUAGGAUGAUAGUAAGCGAUCGGGAUAGACGACGUAGUUGUGAUGCGAAGGGUUUAAGUAGUAGUAGCAGUAGUGGUUUAAGUAAUGGCUUGAUUGAGUUAGGGUUUCAUCAGGAUUUACGGAUGGUGAAGCGGUUUGGGGGAGGGAAUGGAGUUGAAAUGUGGAAUGGGGUUUUGUGUGGGAAAACGGGGAGGUGUAGACAUCGUGUGGCGGUUAAGAAGUUGGUUGUGAUUGGGGAAGGUACUGAUUUGGUUUGGGUGCAGAGUCAACUUGAGGAUUUGAGAAGGAAAUCCAUGUGGUGUAGGAAUGUGUGUAAGUUUCACGGGGUUAGUAAAGUAGAUGGUUGUCUUGCUUUGAUUUUUGAUAAAUGUAAUGGUUCUGUUCAGACAGAAAUGCAACGCAAUGAAGGGAGGCUUACCCUUGAGCAAAUUUUGAGAUACGGGGCUGAUAUUGCUCGUGGGGUGGCUGAACUCCAUGCAGCAGGUGUUGUUUGUAUGAACCUUAAACCCUCCAAUCUUCUUUUGGAUGAAGAUGGUCGUGCAGUGGUUUCUGAUUAUGGGCUUCCAGCCAUUUUAAAGAAACCUGCUUGCCACAAAGCCCGUUUAGAGUGUGAUUCGGCAAAAACUCAUUCAUGCAUGGAUUGUACAAUGUUGAGCCCCAGCUACACUGCUCCAGAGGUGUGGGAGCCUGUAAAGAAACUAAAUAUUUUUUGGGACGAUGCUCUUGGCAUAUCUCCAGAGUCGGAUGCUUGGAGUUUUGGCUGUACUUUAGUGGAAAUGUGCACUGGUUCUGUUCCGUGGGCUGGUUUAAAUGCGGAUGAAAUUUACCGGGCAGUUGUCAAGGGUAAGAAACAGCCUCCACAAUACGCAAGUGUAGUAGGUGUUGGAAUACCAAGAGAUCUGUGGAAAAUGAUCGGUGACUGCCUACAGUUUAAAGCUGCUAAAAGACCAACUUUUAGUGCCAUGCUAGCAAUAUUUCUCCGCCACCUACAAGAAAUACCUCGUGGUCCUCCUGCAACCCCAGAUAAUGAUGUAACUGUAUUCCCCAAAGCAAAUGGGAUGCUGCCUUCUCCUAUAACUGACAUAGAAGUUGUCCACGAUUAUCGAACUCUUCUGCAUAAAAUGGUUUGUGAAGGAGAUGUUUCUGGUGUCAGUAAGUUGCUAGCAAGGGCUUCAUCAAAAAAUGAUGACAACUCAUUUCGUUCUCUGCUUGAAGCACAGAAUCCUGAUGGUCAAACUGCCCUCCAUCUAGCAUGCAGACGGGGUAGUGCUGAACUCGUCGAGGCUAUUUUAAAAUAUCGAGAAGCUAACGUGGAUGUCCUUGACAAAGACGGGGAUCCUCCUCUUGUGUUUGCUCUUGCAGCUGGAUCUCCAGAAUGUGUUCGUGCUCUUCUUGGUAGAUAUGCUAAUGUUAGAUCUAGGUUGAGGGAUGGGUUUGGUCCAUCUGUUGCUCAUGUCUGUGCAUAUCAUGGUCAACCGGAUUGCAUGCGCGAGUUGCUAUUAGCUGGUGCUGAUCCAAAUGCGGUUGAUGAUGAAGGUGAAUCUGUACUGCAUAGAGCGGUGACAAAGAAGUAUACAGAGUGUGCUCUUGUUAUAUUGGAAAAUGGGGGUUGUAAAUCCAUGGGUAUUUCAAACUCAAAAAAUCUAACGCCUCUACACUUAUGCGUGACAACAUGGAAUGUAGCUGUUGUUAAAAGAUGGAUUGAAGUUGCAUCCUCUGAAGAAAUUGCUGAAGCCAUAGAUGUAGCUAGUCCCGUGGGCACUGCUUUGAGUAUGGCGGCUGCUUUAAAGAAAGACCAUGAAGCCGAUGGUAGAGAACUUGUACAAAUACUGCUUGGUGCUGGUGCUGAUGUUACAGCACAGGACACUCAACAUGGACGGACAGCUCUACAUACUGCUGCUAUGACUAAUGAUGUUGAGUUGGUUAAGAUUAUUCUUGAUGCGGGAGUUGAUGUGAAUAUAAGAAAUGUACAAAAUACCAUUCCUUUACAUGUGGCAUUGGCGAGAGGGUCAAAGUCAUGUGUUGGAAUGCUUCUUUCUGCAGGAGCAAAUUGUAACUUGCAGGAUGAUGAAGGCAACAAUGCUUUCCAUAUAGCUGCUGACACAGCAAAGAUGAUACGAGAAAAUCUGGAGUGGAUCAUAGUUAUGCUCAAGUAUCCAGGUGCCGCUGUAGAAGUUAGAAAUCACAGUGGCAUGACAUUACGUGACUUUUUGGAGACUCUUCCGCGGGAGUGGAUUUCAGAAGAUCUGAUGGAGGCCCUUGCAACCAAGGGUGUUCAUUUGUUUCCUACAAUAUAUCAAGUAGGUGAUUGGGUGAAAUUCAAAAGUACAAUUGCCACUCCAACAUACGGGUGGCAAGGUGCAACACAUAAGAGUGUUGGUUUUGUUCAGAGUGUCCCUGACAAGGAUAAUCUUUUUGUAUCUUUUUGUUCUGGCGAAGCUCGUGUUCUUGCCAACGAAGUGAUAAAAGUCAUUCCAUUAGACAGGGGACAACAUGUGCAACUCAAACCAGAUGUUAGAGAGCCAAGGUUUGGUUGGCGUGGUCAAUCACGAGAGAGUAUUGGAACCGUACUUUGUGUUGAUGAUGAUGGGAUUCUGCGUGUUGGGUUUCCUGGAGCAUCAAGAGGAUGGAAGGCUGACCCUGCAGAAAUGGAAAGGGUUGAAGAAUUUAAAGUUGGAGAUUGGGUCCGGGUCCGGCCAGCUCUUACUACAGCGAAGCAUGGGUUAGGGUCUGUCACACCAGGAAGCAUUGGUAUUGUAUAUUGUAUUAGACCUGAUAACAGUUUAUUAUUGGAGCUCAGCUAUCUUCCAAAUCCAUGGCACUGUGAACCAGAGGAAGUUGAACCUGUUGAGCCAUUUAGGAUUGGUGACCGUGUUUGUGUGAAGCGGUCAGUUGCGGAGCCCAGGUAUGCUUGGGGUGGUGAGACACAUCACAGUGUUGGAAGAAUUAUUGAGAUAGAAAGUGAUGGUCUUCUAAUAAUUGAAAUUCCAAAUCGUCCCAUACCUUGGCAAGCUGAUCCAUCAGACAUGGAAAAGGUGGAGGAUUUCAAGGUUGGGGAUUGGGUCAGAGUCAAGGCUUCUGUGUCCUCCCCAAAAUAUGGCUGGGAGGACAUCACAAGGAACAGCAUUGGAUUGAUUCACAGUUUAGAGGAUGAUGGUGAUAUGGGAGUUGCCUUUUGCUUCAGGAGCAAACCCUUUUCUUGUUCAGUGACAGAUGUCGAGAAAGUACCGCCUUUUGAAUUGGGACAAGAAAUUCAUGUGCUUUCUUCAGUCACUCAACCGCGGCUUGGAUGGUCAAAUGAAAGUCCAGCCACCGUCGGAAAGCUUGUUAGAAUUGACAUGGAUGGAACUUUAAAUGCUAAAGUGGCUGGAAGGCAUAGCUUGUGGAAAGUUUCUCCUGGUGAUGCAGAAGUGCUUUCAGGGUUUGAAGUAGGUGAUUGGGUUCGUUCGAAACCGAGCGUAGGCACUAGACCAAGUUAUGAUUGGUACAGUAUUGGAAAAGAAAGUUUAGCAGUUGUCCAUAGUGUACAAGAUACUGGUUAUUUGGAAUUAGCAUGCUGUUUCCGUAAAGGUAAAUGGAUGACUCACCACACAGACAUCGAGAAAGUUUUUGGCUUCAAAAUUGGUCAGCACGUGAGAUUUCGGGCAGGUCUAGUGGAGCCAAGAUGGGGUUGGAGAGGUGCCCAACCUGAUUCCCGGGGUGUUAUAAUCAGUGUGAAUUCUGAUGGUGAAGUACGGGUUUUGUUUUUUGGUUUAUCAGGUUUGUGGAGAGGAGAUCCUGCAGAUUUAGAGAUAGAACCGACAUUUGAAGUGGGAGAAUGGGUCCAAAUGACGGAUAGUUCAAGUGUUUGGAAAUCAAUUGGGCCAGGUAGCAUUGGAGUUGUUCAGGGUGUUGUUUAUGAAGAUGAUAAAUGGGAUGGAAAUAUUUCUGUUGGUUUCUGUGGAGAACAGGAACAAUGGGUCGGGCCAAGCACCCACCUUGUAAAAGUCAACAAGCUCAUGAACGGUCAACGUGUGCGUGUCAAAUCUUCAGUGAUCCAACCUAGGUUUGGGUGGUCAGGUCAUAGUCAUUCAAGUAUCGGUGUCAUUUCAGCCAUCGAUGCUGAUGGGAAAUUAAGAAUAUACACACCCGCCGGCUCAAAGUCAUGGAUGCUUGACCCGUUUGAAGUGGAGGUGGUAGAGGAAGAGGAACUCCAUAUAGGAGAUUGGGUCCGGGUCAAACCAUCAAUCUUAAACCCGACUCACCAUUGGGGAGACGUUACUCAUUCAAGCAUAGGAGUGUUACAUCGCAUUGAAGAAGGUGAUCUUUGGGUAGCGUUUUGUUUCAUGGAAAGAUUAUGGCUUUGCAAGACUUGGGAAAUGGAAAGAAUCCGACCAUUUAUAGUAGGUGAUAAGGUUAAAAUAAAAAAGGGUUUGGUUAGCCCGAGGUGGGGUUGGGGCAUGGAGACACACGCAAGCAAAGGUCAAGUCGUGGGGGUAGAUGCAAAUGGAAAAUUGAGGAUCAAGUUCCAAUGGAGAGAAGGAAAGCCAUGGAUUGGUGAUCCCGCUGAUAUUGAGCUUGAUGAAAUUGAAAACACGUCACCUCAUUCAUAAAAACCAAGCAUCUGGGCCGAAUUUUGUAGGUUCCGGGUGAUUGAAUACAACUAAUGUGGAUAGAAAAGAGCUGGACCGGUUUUGCGCGGGGCCAAGCGACUAGAGAACUUGAAAAUGCAGACAGCUAAGAGAGGUAAUCUAUUUAGGUAUAUAGUGUCUACAUUUGAUUGCUGUUUAAUUUUUAUUAUACAGAGGAAUAGCACCAUUUGAUCAUCUUUUUUGUCCCUAGACGUAGACAUUUUGUGGUUUACUUUUCUGUACAACUCAUAUUAUUUCUUGUUCAUAUGUUAUUGAUAUACACCCUUUUUUGUG
Molecule: messenger RNA, 5477 nt
Organism: Erigeron canadensis
Lineage: Eukaryota; Viridiplantae; Streptophyta; Magnoliopsida; Asterales; Asteraceae
Product: E3 ubiquitin-protein ligase KEG
Exons: 16
Coding region: 285-5165 (1626 amino acids)
Biological process (GO): abscisic acid-activated signaling pathway; protein phosphorylation; late endosome to vacuole transport
Cellular component (GO): early endosome; trans-Golgi network
Molecular function (GO): protein kinase activity; ubiquitin-protein transferase activity; ATP binding
Source: RefSeq, a predicted model, not a curated record